Pelagomonas calceolata is the source of this 735-nucleotide messenger RNA. NCBI's taxonomy places the organism in Eukaryota, Pelagophyceae, Pelagomonadales, Pelagomonadaceae. The record is from the annotation of a GenBank genome assembly.
AUGGAGCCGCCCGACGCAUCAUCCGCGAAUGCGAGGAACGCGGCCGUGGCCGCCGCGCUGCGCGGCGGCCUGCCGCCGGCGCCGCCCGCGGCGCCGGCCGCGGAACCUAGCGAUGAACCGCAAAGCGGGCCCACGGACGUCGAGCGCAUCGCGGCGCAAUUAGGCUAUGAUCUCUGCUCCGACGAGGACGACAGCGAUGACGAGGGCUGCCCGCGGGCGCCCGCCGACGCGCAGUUGGAAGCGUGGGCGCGCGAGGAGGCCCAGCUCGACGGGCCCGCGACGACGGCGAGCGAAAUCCUCGAGGCCCCGCCGCCGCCGUUGCUGGCGGAGCUGGCCGUCUCUCCAACAACGCCGCUGACGCGCGUCGGCCACGUCGAGGGCUUCGCGGAGGAGGGCCGCGCCGUUUUAAUCAGAGGUCUGUCGGAGCAGCGGGCCGUCGUCGAGGGCACGGCGCUGUUUUUAGAAGAUCGGCGGCCGCUGGGCUGCGUCUCGGAAUUGUUCGGGCCCGUGGCCGAGCCCUUUUACCUGCUGCGUUUGCGGGAGGGCGACGCGCCGCGCGUCCAGGCCUACGCGUCCAUGGGCGCCGUCGCCUUCGCUCCGUCGGACCGCAUUCAACUCGUCGCGCCGGAGGCGCUCGACACGCGCGGCCGCGACGGCGGCGGCGAGUCCGACGCGGACCAGGAGUUCUCGGACGACGAGGCGCAGGCGGCGGCGCUGGCUAAGGUGGUGAUCUAG